AUGGAGACGUUGGGGCAGCAAGUAAACAGCAGCAGCCUUGGCCAAAUGAAUAGGGCUGAUAACGCUUUGGUUAAAGCCAUGGUUCCCAUUCUGGACGGACUAAUCCUGGUGACUGGCCUGGUGGGCCAAACCCUGGUCAUCACCAUUCUAACUGGCAGGAAGAGGAAAGAAAGUCAACCCCUGCAUGGCACAGACACCCUGCUGCUUGCUCUGAGUGCUGCUGACCUGCUGCUGCUGUUAUGCCUGCCUUUCCACACCUCUGCCAUCACCCUGGGCUUCUGGCCUUUUGGCAGCUUCCUGUGCAAGGCCGUCAGCUUCCUGGGUGUGGCCUGCUCAGCUGCUUCAGUCUUUACCCUGGCUGCUCUGGCUGUGACCCGUUACCUGAUCGUGGUACACCCCACCUGGGCAUACCGUUCAAGAAUGCACCAACGCGUAAAGCUAACGGUAGCUCUUCUCUGGGUCCCUGCCUCGGCCUUGGCAGCACCGCAGUUUGCCUUCCGCACAAUUACCGUGUCCAGCUCUGUGUACUGCUUUGCCUUCCUGUCUGACUUCAGCCAGCUGGUCUACAGCAUCGCCCUCUUCCUGUUCGGCUUCGCUCUACCACUGGGCAUUAUUGUAUUGAUGUAUGCCAAGAUCUACUGUUUUCUUCGACACGCACGGCUGCUGGGGAACGCUCCCCAGCUAGAGCGCUACCAGAGCCAGGUCACUCACACUUCAGCUCUCCUGGUUCUGGUCUUCACUCUCCUCUGGCUGCCCUCCUAUGCCCUCAUGUUCUCCUUUAUUGGAGGGACCCUAACAAGCUCACCUGGCUACAAUACCAUUGCCAUCAUUGCCAGACUGCUGGCAUCCUCAGUAGCAGUGGUAAACCCUGUACUGUAUGCAUUUGUGUCUCAGAAGUUUAGACGAGAUUUAGUAGAGCUGGGGCGAGAACGCUGGGCCUGGUGCAAAGGCUGUCUGACUGGUUGCCCUUGUGUGAUGGCCAGUGACAUGGUACAGCCAUUUGAGCUGGACACAACCUCAGAAAGAGGCCAGAACUGA
Messenger RNA from Micropterus dolomieu (smallmouth bass), 1038 nucleotides. RefSeq names its product galanin receptor type 1-like. The transcript has a single exon. Gene Ontology annotation, biological process: immune response; G protein-coupled receptor signaling pathway. The record is from RefSeq and is a predicted model, not a curated record. Bases 1 to 1038 code for a protein of 345 amino acids. Gene Ontology annotation, cellular component: membrane. Gene Ontology annotation, molecular function: G protein-coupled receptor activity. Lineage: Eukaryota; Metazoa; Chordata; Actinopteri; Centrarchiformes; Centrarchidae.